Chrysochloris asiatica (Cape golden mole) is the source of this 1813-nucleotide messenger RNA. RefSeq names its product solute carrier family 13 (sodium/sulfate symporter), member 1 (gene SLC13A1). Gene Ontology annotation, cellular component: membrane. The transcript is spliced from 15 exons. Gene Ontology annotation, biological process: monoatomic anion transmembrane transport. Gene Ontology annotation, molecular function: sodium:sulfate symporter activity. Bases 26 to 1813 code for a protein of 595 amino acids. Lineage: Eukaryota; Metazoa; Chordata; Mammalia; Afrosoricida; Chrysochloridae. The record is from RefSeq and is a predicted model, not a curated record.
CUAUUGAAGACACCUGCUCUGGACAAUGAAACUCCUCAGCUAUAUUUUCAUUUAUCGCCGAUUUCUUCUAAUAGUCUUUACCCUGUUGAUUUUCCUGCCCCUGCCUAUUACUCUCGGUACAAAGGAAGCAGAAUGUGCUUACACACUCUUUGUUGUUGCCAUAUUUUGGCUCACGGAAGCUUUGCCUCUGUCAGUAACUGCUUUGCUGCCUGGUUUGAUGUUCCCCAUGUUUGGAAUCAUGCCUUCUAAAAAGGUGGCAUCUGUUUAUUUCAAAGAUUUUCACCUACUGUUAAUUGGAGUCAUCUGUUUAGCAACAUCAAUAGAAAAAUGGAAUUUACACAAGCGGAUUGCUCUGAAAAUGGUGAUGUUGGUGGGUGUGAACCCAGCAUGGCUGACGUUGGGGUUCAUGAGCAGUACUGCCUUCUUAUCUAUGUGGCUUAGCAACACCUCUACUGCUGCCAUGGUGAUGCCCAUUGUGGAGGCCGUUGCUCAGCAGAUCAUCGGCGCUGAAGCAGAGGUCGAAGCCACUCAGAUGACUUAUUUCAAGGGCGCUACCAACCAUGGACUGGAAACUGAUGAAAGCAUUAAUGAACAUGAAACAAAUGAGAGGAAAGAGAAAACAAAACCAGUUCCAGGAUACUGCAAUGAUGCAGAGAAAAUUUCAAGCAAGAACGAAGUGGAAAAGGUCUCAGUUACAAGAACCAAAUAUAGAACAAAGAGAGACCACAUGAUGUGUAAGCUUAUGUGCUUGUGUAUUGCUUACUCUUCUACAAUUGGUGGCCUGACCACGAUCACUGGCACCUCCACCAACUUGAUCUUCACUGAGCAUUUCAAUACGCGGUAUCCUGAUUGCCAAUGUAUCAACUUUGGAUCAUGGUUUAUGCUUUCCUUCCCAGCUGCCCUUAUUAUUCUCCUUUUGUCCUGGAUCUGGCUUCAGUGGCUUUUCCUGGGAUUCAAUUUGAAGGAGAUGUUCAAAUGUGGCAAAACCAAAACAGUCAAAGAAAAAGCUUGUGCUGAAGUGAUUAAACAAGAAUAUAAAAAACUUGGCCCAAUCAGGUAUCAAGAAAUUGUGACUCUGAUCCUCUUCAUUGUAAUGGCCUUGCUAUGGUUUAGCCGAGAUCCUGGAUUUGCUCCGGGUUGGUCUACACUUUUUUCAAAGUACCCAGGUUUUGCAACAGAUUCAACUGUUGCCUUGGUUGUAGGACUCCUGUUUUUCCUUAUUCCAGCUAAGAGAUUAACUAAAACUACACCCACUGGAGAAAUUGUUGCUUUUGAUUAUUCUCCACUGAUUACUUGGAAAGAAUUCCAGGCAUUUAUGCCCUGGGAUAUAGCCAUUCUUGUCGGUGGAGGGUUUGCCCUGGCAGACGGCUGUGAGGUGUCAGGACUGUCAAAUUGGAUAGCAAAUAAAUUAUCUCCUCUAGGUUCCUUACCAGUGUGGCUAAUAAUUCUGGUAUCUUCUUUGAUCGUGACAUCUUUAACAGAGGUCGCCAGCAACCCAGCCACUAUAACUCUUGUUCUCCCAAUAUUAUCUCCAUUGGCUGAAGCCAUUCAAGUGAACCCACUUUAUAUUUUGAUCCCCUCUACUCUGUGUACUUCAUUUGCAUUCCUCCUGCCAGUAGCAAAUCCACCCAAUGCUAUUGUUUAUUCAUACGGUCAUCUCAAGACCAUUGACAUGGUUAAAGCUGGACUUGGUGUGAACAUAGUGGGCGUUGCUGUGGUGAUGCUUGGCAUGUUCACUUGGAUCGUGCCCAUGUUUGACCUCCAAACUUAUCCUUCUUGGGCUCCUGCUGUGAGUAAUGAGACAAUGCCAUGA